GGAAAUCACGACUUUUUAAACAGUCCGACCGUAGAGUCGGUGACGGCCUAUAAGAGCCAUUUUGGUGACGACUAUUUCACCUUCUGGGUCGACGGCUGUAUGUUUAUUGUAAUCAAUGUCCAGUUUUAUAAGGAUCAUAAAAAUGUGCUAGCUCUUUACGAUGAGCAAGAUAAAUGGAUUGCUAAACAGCUCCUGGAGGCCAAAGCAGGCAAUUAUAAGCACGUGGUUGUCUUUCAACACAUCCCGUGGUUUCUGAAUGAUAUCAACGAACCAUAUAAAGGGGAUGGUGAAAAAUUCCAAGCGGCCGGAGUGCGGGCCAUAUUUGCCGGUCAUUAUCACCACAACGCCGGCGGCUUUUACAAAAACAUGGAGGUCAUAGUGACGUCGGCUAUCGGCGCCCAAUUGCCGCCAACAAAUGCCAACUCUGGCUACCGAGUGGUCACCGUUGAUGAAGAUAAAAUCAGUCACAAAUACGUGGACAUUAAAGUAUCGAGCUCUAAUUCGAUGUUUGAUUUUAAC
This is a messenger RNA of Medioppia subpectinata, 519 nucleotides long. The record is from the annotation of a GenBank genome assembly. NCBI's taxonomy places the organism in Eukaryota, Metazoa, Arthropoda, Arachnida, Sarcoptiformes, Oppiidae.